UUAAAUCUCCCAGUAGUUGGGAGCUGUUUUAAAAACACAUCCUGUGUUUGAAUUGUGCUUGAGAGGUUUCCUUGGCAAUGUGAGGAAGAAAAUUUUUUCUGCCUCAUUAUUAUUAAUUCAUGGAUUGAGUAUUGGUUUGACCUACAGGCGUAAUAGAUUGGUACUCAGUGAAAACACAGAUGUUCCUGUUGAGAGCAACCAGGUAAUGAUUACAUUUUAAAGACAGUUUCUGUGAUUGAAUUGUCAUUUGAAAGAUAAAACCCAUUUCAAGAGGACUUGAAGGCUGGUCCUCGCCUUGAGGAAUCAGUGGCUCGUUUCAAGAAGCCACUUCUGAUUGAGGAAUCUACCCAGCAUGUCUAAUCAAGAAGAAGACUGCUAUUUUUUUUUCUAUUGUACAUGUACCAAAGGUGACAGCUGCCCAUUCCAUUACUGUGAAGGUGCACUAGGAAAUGAAACUGUUUGUACAUUAUGGCAAGAAGGGCACUGUUUUCAACAGGUAUACCAGUUUUGGCACAUGGAAAUUGAUAAAAAAUGCAGUGAAAUUCCUUGUUAAUGGGAAAAUCAGCCAAUGGGAUGUCAAAAACUAAACUGCGCUUUCCAUUACAACGGAGGACAUUAUAUUGAUGGCCUUUUCCUAUCUCCAAGCAAAACUGUGUUGCCCACUGUGCCUGAGUCACCAGAAGAGGAAGUAAACGCUAGCCAACUCAUAGUUCAACAGAACAAACUGUCUGCCCAAUCUAAUCCCUCCCCUCAGCUACAAAGUGUUAUGAAAGUUGAAAGUUCCGAAAACGUUCCUAGCCCCACACAUCCACCAGUUGUAAUUAAUGCUGCGGAUGAUGAUGAAGAUGAUGAUGACCAGUUUCCUGAGGAAGGUGAUGAAAAAACACCUACGCUGCAACCAACUCCUGAAGUUCAUAAUGGAUUACAAGUGGCUUCUGCCUGGAAACCUGGGGUCAAUUUAAAGCAAGGUGAAUCGUUGGGUUUUGGAAUAAAAACUCUUGAGGAAAUUAAGUCAAAGAAAAUGAAAGAAAAAUCUAAGAAGCAGGAUGAAGGUUCUUCAGGAGUUUCCAGUCUUUUACUUCACCCUCAGCCCAUUCCAGGUUCUGAAAAAGAGAAUAUCUGGAUUGUGGUGAAGACAGUAACUCCAUCUAGCAAACAAGGAGAAGAACCAUUGGUUAGACUGAGUCUUACUGAGAGACUGGGGAAACAAAAAUUUUCAGUUGGUGGUGAGAGUAAUCCUCCAUUAAAGCGAAGCCUUACGCAGAGGCUAGGGAAGAAAGUUGAAUCUCCAGAAACUAACACUGACAAAACACCAAAGAAAGUUCAAGUUUCUAAGUCUCUGAAAGAGCGAUUAGGCAUGUCAGCUGGUCCAAAUAAUGAAGAGGCAACUGAGAGAGUCAAUAAAGUUGGUGAGAUCCAUGUGAAGACAUUAGAAGACAUUCUUAUUGAAAGAGCCAGUCAAAAACGUGGAGAAUUGCAAACUAAACUCAAGACAGAAGGACCUUCAAAAGCUGAUGUUUCUACUUCAGGAGCAAGAAAUUCUUCCACUAUCCGAAUCAAAGCCUUCUCUGAGGGAAUGGCUGAAAAAAAACAUCGGCAGCAGGAAGCAGAGAAACAAAAAUGCAAAGAAGAUGCAACAUGCAUCAAACUAAAGAGUGACAGUGAAAUUAAAAAAACAGUUGUUUUGCCACCCAUAGUUGCCAGCAAAGGACAAUCAGAGGAGCCUGCAGGUAAAACAAAGUCCAUGCAGGAGGUGCACAUCAAGACUCCGGAGCAAAUUAAACUGGAGAAGGCACUGAGGGUGCAGCAGAGCUCUGAGAGCAGCACUAGCUCCCAGCCUCAACUUGAGGCCACCCCAGGAGCAAGGCGGCUGCUCCGAUUCACCAAAAGAACAGGAAUGAAAGAAGAGAAGAAACUUCAGGAAGGAAGUGAAGUUGCUUCGAAGAGCAAUGUUACUAGAACAGAAGCUGAAGAGACUUCAGAUGAGACCACUGGGGUUGACAUCACUAAAAUUCAAGUUAAGAGAUGUGAGACUAUGAGAGAGAAGCAUAUGCAGAAACAGCAGAAGAGGGGAGUGAUACAGAAGGAAAAAUUAGUCUUGACACCCCUUCAGAGGUAUUGCUCUUGCAAUACCCAAGUGGCAGAAAAACCAGUGCUCACUGCUGUGCCAGGCAUCACACGGCACCUGACCAACCGGCUUCCCACAAAGUCAUCCCACAAAGUGGAAGUAGAAACUUCAGGGAUUGGGGACUCAAUAUUAAAUGUGAAAUGUGCAGCACAGACCUUGGAGAAAAGGGGUAAAGCGAAACCCAAAGUGUAUGUAAAACCAUCUGUGGUUAAAGUUGUUUCAUCCCCCAAAUUGGCUCCAAAACACAAGGCAGUGGAGGAGCACCAUGCUGUCACUGCAGCUGUGAAGCCACUCAGCUCCAGCAGUAUCCUACAGGAAAGUCCAGCCAAAAAAGCAGCUGUUGUCCCAGUCCUCUCUGAGGACAAAUUAGUCACUAUACCUGAGGCAGAAAUACCUUCAGAUAGUCUUGUGCUGCCUCUAACCCAGCCUUCCUCGGAUUCCUCACCCCCAGAAGUAUCUGGCUCCUUCUCAUCCCAGAUGGGCACGAAAACUCGCCGACUCAGCUCUGUCACAGGAAAACCCCCACUAUCUGUGGAGGAUGAUUUUGAGAAACUAAUAUUGGAGAUUUCAGGAGGCAAAUUAGAAGCUGAGAUCGAGUUGGAUUCUGGGAAGGAUUAAGAUGACCUUCUGCUUGAGCUGUCAGAAAUGAUUAAUAGCUGA
Molecule: messenger RNA, 2788 nt
Organism: Nycticebus coucang (slow loris)
Lineage: Eukaryota; Metazoa; Chordata; Mammalia; Primates; Lorisidae
Product: zinc finger CCCH domain-containing protein 11A-like
Source: RefSeq, a predicted model, not a curated record